Molecule: messenger RNA, 842 nt
Organism: Saccostrea cuccullata (small rock oyster)
Lineage: Eukaryota; Metazoa; Mollusca; Bivalvia; Ostreida; Ostreidae
Product: tryptophan--tRNA ligase, cytoplasmic-like
Exons: 5
Biological process (GO): tryptophanyl-tRNA aminoacylation
Cellular component (GO): cytoplasm
Molecular function (GO): ATP binding; tryptophan-tRNA ligase activity
Source: RefSeq, a predicted model, not a curated record
AAAAGAAAACACUUAUCGGUUUAUUUUAAAUAUUCACGUCCAUAUAAUUUGUAGCCAAUAACAUUUUAGUUGGAUAUCAUUACGUAAUAGGAAUACUUUAAACCCCUCCCGAUUUCUCGCUUAGUUUUGACCAACUCAGAGCAAUCCUGGGUUUUCCGCGUCGGGCUUACUUAAAGAUAAAUAUAUUCUUGAAAUUGUCGGAUCCUAAAGAAAUAGAGAAGAUGUCACUGAAAGACGACCAAGUGAAUGAAGAAGAGGAGGAUAUAGUCAACCCAUGGGAAGUCUCCACUCACUCCGCUAAAGGCGUGGACUACGAUAAACUCAUUAGGAAGUUUGGAAGCACUAAAAUAGACCAUGCUUUGAUAAAGAGAAUAGAGAAUUUAACCGGACGACCGGUCCAUCAUCUUCUCAGAAGAGGAAUUUUCUUCUCUCAAAGGGAUUUGGAGAUGAUCUUGAACGUAUACGAGCAGAAAAAGCCUUUCUACUUGUACACUGGUCGAGGACCGUCGUCAGAGGCAAUGCACAUGGGACACCUCAUUCCUUUCAUUUUCACUAAGUGGCUGCAAGAUACAUUUGACGUACCGCUGGUCAUUCAACUUACUGAUGAUGAAAAGUUUCUGUGGAAAGACCUGACAUUGGAGCAGACCAACCACUUAGCGUUUGAAAACGCUAAGGAUAUUAUAGCAUGCGGUUUUGACGUGGAAAAGACCUUCAUCUUUAGUGAUCUUGAUUUCUUAACGAACAGUCCUGCAUUUUACAGAACAAUUUGCAGAAUCCAGAAACUAGUGACGUACAACCAAGUGAAGGGGAUCUUUGGAUUUACGGAUAUCUUGAAAGAUAUU